GACUCUCGUGGCUUCAUCAUGGCUUCUCAGGGGCGUCAGAUCCUUGGUAUCCUGCUGUCCUUCAUCGGCUGGCUGGGCACCAUCAUCACCUGUGCUCUGCCUAUGUGGAAGGUCACUGCUUUCACUGGGGAGAACAUAAUCACCGCACGGGAGAUCUGGGAGGGCCUGUGGAUGAACUGUGUGACCAAGAGCACAUGGCAAAUGCAGUGUAGAAAACACGACUCCAUGCUGGCUCUGCCUCAGGACCUGCAGGCUGCCAGGGCCAUAGUGAUCAUCUCUGUGAUUGUUGGGGUGUUUGGCAUACUCAUGGCCAUCGUUGGAGGGAAGUGUACCAACUGCAUGGAAGACGAGGCAUCCAAAGCUAAUGCCUGCAUCGUCUCUGGAAUGAUCUUCAUAAUAACAGCCCUUCUGAUCCUGAUACCGGUGUCCUGGUCAGCUCACAACAUUAUCAGAAACUUCUACAACCCUCUGGUGAUCGCAUCACAGAGACGGGAGCUCGGCCCUGCUCUCUACAUCGGCUGGGUCUCUGCAGGUCUGCUGCUUCUAGGAGGGGGUCUGCUAUGCAGCAACUGCCCCCCAAAGAACAGCAGAACCUACAUAUCUGCCAAGUUUGGCCAUGCAAGAACCGUAUCAUCAUAUGUGGUCUAUAUGUAAGUCACUUGGCUGCAGAGGUUUUUAUUAAUUUGAAAAAGAUGUCAUGACUAAUAGACAUUUAAUUUGCUAUUUUAUCUGUAGUUAUUUAGUCCUUUUAUAAAAUUUAGAAAGAUUCAAAAUUAUUUUA
Molecule: messenger RNA, 781 nt
Organism: Fundulus heteroclitus (mummichog)
Lineage: Eukaryota; Metazoa; Chordata; Actinopteri; Cyprinodontiformes; Fundulidae
Product: claudin-4-like
Exons: 1
Coding region: 19-654 (211 amino acids)
Biological process (GO): cell adhesion; bicellular tight junction assembly
Cellular component (GO): plasma membrane; bicellular tight junction
Molecular function (GO): structural molecule activity
Source: RefSeq, a predicted model, not a curated record